Solanum lycopersicum (tomato) is the source of this 1979-nucleotide messenger RNA. Its product is annotated as putative UPF0481 protein At3g02645. Lineage: Eukaryota; Viridiplantae; Streptophyta; Magnoliopsida; Solanales; Solanaceae. The record is from RefSeq and is a predicted model, not a curated record.
UUCCAUUAUUUAUAUAUACUUAAAAAUAAUAAGCACCAAGUUGGGUUGUUGAGCAUUUGGCUUUAGAGGGCAUUUGGAGCUUUUAAUAUAAUUUUCAUUCGAAAAAUGCUCAUUUCUUAAGUUUUCGGUUUCUGAAAAAUCACCCACCAAUUACCAGCAGCUAGGCCUCUCUGGCUUUUAGAUCUCUCAGUAAACAGAGAAAUUAAACCAUGUCCUCUUAUCCGCCCCGCGCUAUGGCUUCAAAUUUCGAUGAGGAUCGAUGGAUUAUUCAAAUCCGUCGAACACUUGAUGAAGAACUCGAAGAAUUCAGUGAAAUUCCAGUCUGCAUUUUUAACGUCCCCAAAUCCCUAAUGGUUUCGGACCCCGAUUCUUACGUGCCCCAAGAAGUUUCAUUAGGUCCUUACCAUUAUUGGCGUCCAGAACUAUACGAAAUGGAGAGGUAUAAACUUGGCGCUGCAAAGAGAACUCAGAAACAACUCCAAAACAUCAAAUUUCAACAUCUUGUUGAACAGUUGAUAAAAUUGGAGUCCAGAAUUCGCUCAUGUUACCAUAAGUACUUGAAUUUCAAUGGCGAAACGUUAGCCUGGAUGAUGGCUGUUGAUGCCUCUUUUCUACUCGAGUUCCUUCGAAUUUAUGCUGUUAAAGAAGGUAUGGUUCUAACACGAGCAAUGUCUUCCUCUACGAUGUCACAUUUAAUUGAUGUUGCUGGGAGAAAAUCAGCACAUAAUGCUCUUCUUAGAGAUCUAGCAAUGUUGGAAAACCAAAUCCCACUAUUUGUUUUAAGGAAAAUUUUAGAACUUCAAUUCACAUCUUUAGAUCUGGCAGACAAUAUGCUAAUGUCUAUGCUAGUAGGUAUCUGCAAAGAACUUUCCCCUUUCAAAAUGGAGGAAAAAAUCAGAGAAGUUCAAGUCACAGAAUCCGCUCAUUUGUUGGACUUUUUGUACCAAAUGAUCGUGCCUAAAUUGGAAUUACCAACUUCUGAUACAACAGAAGAUCGCGAUGAUCAGGAUCAAAUCGAUACCCAUCAAUGUCAAAAUAAUUCCUUUGGAAAAUCAAUUCAUGUUAAACAAUUUGUAAAUGAAGUUUGGAAGAUACUUGUUAAAGUAAACAGAGGACCUGUACGUCUUGUUAAAAGAUUAGUACUUUCGAAACCUAUGAAAGUCAUGUUCAAGUUACCAUGGACACUAGUCUCAAAUAUUCCAGGACUAAAACUAUUAAUUUUGCCAAUGAAAUGCCUAUGCUUCUCACAAGAAAAAGCAGUAGAGAAUCCUGAAAAUGAAAACGAAAACGAAAGUAAUUCACCUUUAGUGGAGGAAAUAGCUAUCCCUUCAGUAAGUGAACUUUCUAAAGCAGGGGUAAAUUUUGCAGCCACAAAUGGAGGAAUCACAAGCAUAAGUUUCGACUUUAAAAACAUGACAUUUUAUUUACCUACAAUCAACGUAGAUAUAAACACGGAGGUAAUUUUAAGAAAUUUAGUAGCAUAUGAGGCGUGUAACGCGUCUGGUCCAUUGGUUUUUACUCGUUACACAGAGUUAAUGAAUGGGAUUAUUGAUACGGAAGAGGACGUAGCAUUGCUUAGAGGAAGAGGGAUUGUGUUGAACCGUUUGAAGAGUGAUGAUCAAGUUUCGAAUUUGUGGAAUUCGAUGAGUAAAUCAGUGAAGUUAACAAAAGUUGAGUUGUUGGAUAAAGUGAUUGAGGAUGUCAACAAGUUUUAUAAUGGAAGAUGGAGGGUGAAAAUUGGGAAAUACAUGAAGUAUUAUGUGUUUGAAUCAUGGCAGUUUCUCACAUUCUUGGCUGCGAUUAUGUUGUUGAUGUUGAUGACUUUGCAAGCAUUUUGUUCAGUUUAUAGCUGUGCUCGUGUACUCCGUAUUCAAAGCACUAGUUAGUAACAAACAACAAUAUAUCUAGUGUAAUUUCACAAGUCGACUUUAGGCUGACCCUAUUUUACCUUCGUGAGAUAAAUAUGUAGUUUUCUUUAA